This is a messenger RNA of Cheilinus undulatus (humphead wrasse), 1155 nucleotides long. RefSeq names its product granzyme B(G,H)-like. The record is from RefSeq and is a predicted model, not a curated record. The coding region runs from base 21 to 761 and encodes 246 amino acids. Gene Ontology annotation, molecular function: serine-type endopeptidase activity. The transcript has 5 exons. Lineage: Eukaryota; Metazoa; Chordata; Actinopteri; Labriformes; Labridae. Gene Ontology annotation, biological process: proteolysis.
CAUUAAACUCCAAUCUCAUCAUGCAUGCCCACUUCUGUCUGGUAGUCCUGAUUCUUGUGCUGGCUCUUGAUAGUCAAGUUUAUGCAGGAAGAAUCAUUGGAGGACGAAAGGCUGCACCACACAGCAGGCCUUACAUGGUGCUUGUGCAGACGUGGGACAGUAAAAUGACCUGCGGAGGCUUCCUUCUGAACGAGGACUUUGUCAUGACAGCAGCACACUGCCAAGACAGGUCCUACACAGUCCUCUUAGGACUUCACAAUUUUCAUGAGCAAAACGGGGUCCAGAAAGUGUCAGUGGAACAAGCGUUCCCACAUAAAGACUACAAUCCUACUGAAUACACACAUGACGUAAUGCUUCUUAAGCUGAGCUCCGAGGUGAAAUACAGUGAAAUGGUGAAACCCAUUCCCCUCGCGGGUGGAGAUGACGGCCAUCUGCCACAGUCCUGCUCGGUCGCAGGGUGGGGACGAAACGAACCUAACAGCGAACAUAAUUCUCCCAUCCUCAUGGAGGUCAAUGUCACACUGAUUGAAAAGGAGGUGUGUAAAAAGAGGAUGGUGUACUGCUCCAAAGUACAACCUGGACCACGAGAGGGAGACUCUGGAGGUCCACUGGUGUGUGAAGGGAAAGCAUACGGGGUGGUGUCCGCUGGAGUCCGUGAGGGGGAGAACGGACCACUGCUUUUUUGUACUUACACCAAGAUACCUGACUAUAAAAGCUGGAUCGAUGCAACUGUAAAACGUGCUCGGAAAGCUUCUGUGUAAAUCAUGCUAUUUUGAUUCACAGUUAUUUUUUCAGUUGAUGCUAAACUCGCUUGCAUAUGGAAAAAAAGCUUUAAUGACUUAAAUGAGCCUGCUUUCAAAGUUUGGUCAUCAAAUUGAAUUUAAAUGAGCUGCCUUGCAUAAAUUGUCAGAAGUGACAUGUUAUUUUUUUAUUUUUUUAUUUUUUUUGCUGGAAGAACCAAGAACUUGACUGCUUAGAGGCCAAUCAUGAAAACAGAUUAAUGUGGUUUAAACCAAUAAGCCAACUGUUUUGUGUAUCCAACAAUAUUCCACAUGAGAACAGUUUAUUAAAUGACUGAUUUGUGCAUAUCGGUUUCUAACUGGAUACAAUGAGAAAAAAAAUCUGUUUAAUAUUUACUAUCUUUCAAAAAUAAAC